ACUUAAUAUGGUAUCGGAGCAUCAGUAAAGGAUUCUUUUUCUUCCUUUUUCGGUCCUUCACGCACGAAGCUGCGUCCAAACCAAUUUCUUUCUCUUCUCUUUUUCCUGAUUUUGUUGCUCUACCGGCAUGGCUCCUUCUGUAGCUCCAUCAUUUUCUAAUAUCACCAAAGACACCCAAGUUCAACCACUGAUCUCCAAUGCAGACACCUCUCAUGAUGCCUGGCAGAGUCUUCACUCUGCCUUCGCCAGCACCAGUCGUGGGCAUAUUGUCUCGCUCAAAUCCAAACUUGGAAAAAAUCCUCGAGGAGAUCGUACCAUUACGGACUAUCUUCAUGACAUGAAAGGUAUCGCUAAUGAACUUGCACUUGUUCAGUGUCCCGUUGCCGAGGAGGAUCUUGUUGUUCAUAUCUUGAAUCAAGUUGGAGAAGAAUAUGAUCACAUCUCCUCCGCUGCCCUUCUCCGGCCGACGUCAAUUCCUUUCACCGAACUUGGAAACAUCUUAAAAGAACACGAACGGAAAAUCAAGGCGUCGGAUGAAGCUCGUCAAGUAGGGAUCGCUACUGCAAAUUACACUGCUUCCUCUGAACGCCCCAAUCAUGGUUGCCGCGACGGGCCUGGUUCCUCGUCUGGUAGUCAGCGGGGACGGAACCAGUAUGGUGGCAGCGGCAGUCAGACUCGCAGUUUCUCCAGGCAGCAAGGUGGUUGUCAAUACUGCUCCAUUCCAGGUCAUACAGUUAAAGAAUGUCGCAAGUUGGCCAAGUUUCUACGGUUCCAUGGCUUUGUGUCUCAGCCCGCUGUGCAUAACACAGGUGCAAAGGAAGCGACCACGCCUAUGCUUCUUUCUGAUCUACGUGUGUCUUCUGCCUCAUCUACAACGGGUGUUAAUGUCUCGGCCUAUCGUCGAUUGAUAGGGCGACUCCAGUCAGUUCCUUCUCUCGCCGCCAUGAUUGUCUCAGAUUCCGAUUCGGCUACCCCAUCGUCCAAUUCUCGACAAGCCGGUCAAUCGGCCUCUGACCGUAACCCCGGCCACACUCCAUCACCCCGGCCGUCGCCGUCGGCCGUGCCUGGCCACAAACGGCGUCGAUUGAGGAAGCAAUACCCUUCCUCAACUCCGGUAGAUGAGGGCUCAAGGGUUGAAUUGGACGAAAACAUCAUGGCAUUGUGCCAUUGUCAAAUUGCUGACCGGGGGUUCGCCGAUGCCACUGACAUGGUUGGACCCUCCAUCGAGGUCAUGAGACCUACCAGUACUCAAACUGCUCUAGACGCACCGUCGGGGUUCUUCACGGUCCAUCUGGCGUCUUUGAAGAAGGGGCUGUGCUUCCCACUCCACCCGUUGUUGAUCGAAUUCCUCAACGUGGUGGACCUUCUCCCAUGCCAACUGGUCCCCAACUCUCACCGGUACAUCGCCGGUUACCUGAUCCGGUGCAAAGGUGUAGGGGUGAAGCCGACCUUGGACCAUUUCAUAUUCACCUUCAAACUGACCAAGGGCCAUAAAGAUUGGGCGUCCUAUGCCAGUCUUUCCCAGAGGUCCAGUAAACUCUUUGCUAGUGAUAAGAAGGGGUCAACCAAAGACUGGAAGCCUUUCUUUGUCUUCGUUUCGACGGGGCCCGAAUCUCCUUUCACGGGUUCAGGGCGCCCUUCCUUCCGCCGCAUCCCACGCCCCCCACCUGAUGCCACCCUUUUGUCUAUCACUCGCCAAUUCUGCAAUAAGGGAGUUAUGAACAUCAAAGAGGUGGUGACAGAGGAAACCCUUGCCGGGUUGGGGUUUGAGUGUGUUCAGGAUGAGCUUCGCCACCAACCCGACCUACUGAGGGACAUCCCCGGGGGGCAUCAGCCUGACCAGCUGAAGGACAUUCCUGAGGAAGGUCUUGACUGUGGUCCUUUUGUGGAAUUACAAGAUUCAGGAGAGGAGAUGGACAGCGAUCUCCUGCUCAGUCGCUUCACUGCAGGGAGGAAAAGGAAGAGAGAGACGAAGGGCCAGGGCAAACGUUCUUCAUCCCACCACGAGGAGAGUCCUUCUCGAGAGCCGGCCGUAAUUGUGGUGGAGGACCAAGAAGAUGCUACCCAGGAACCGGGUACCAUGGCUGGCCAAUCCCCUCCACACCCCGCGAUGCAGGGUGGCGACCUCGUUGGGUCAUCUCAGGGCAUUGCCUUGGAUGGUCAAGGAGGGAACCAAGUCCUUCAAUUGCGGACUCUUCCACGCCCAACAG
Molecule: messenger RNA, 2210 nt
Organism: Cuscuta campestris
Lineage: Eukaryota; Viridiplantae; Streptophyta; Magnoliopsida; Solanales; Convolvulaceae
Source: the annotation of a GenBank genome assembly